Mytilinidion resinicola is the source of this 852-nucleotide messenger RNA. RefSeq lists its product as uncharacterized. Gene Ontology annotation, biological process: mitochondrial respiratory chain complex III assembly. Gene Ontology annotation, molecular function: ribosome binding. Gene Ontology annotation, cellular component: mitochondrion; Cbp3p-Cbp6 complex. NCBI's taxonomy places the organism in Eukaryota, Fungi, Ascomycota, Dothideomycetes, Mytilinidiales, Mytilinidiaceae. Bases 49 to 393 code for a protein of 114 amino acids. The record is from RefSeq and is a predicted model, not a curated record. The transcript has 3 exons.
CCGACAUCAUCGAUUUUGCGUCGUGGCUGUAUCCAAACACCAACAAAUAUGUCGGGCCCUAAUAUCGCAAAACACUACACCCGCCUCCUAGCCCUCUGGCCCAAAGACCCCCUCCGGCCUACCCUCCAUUUCGACAAGGUCCUCCAGCAUCGCGCAGCCCAGGCGAGUGCUGGUAAAUCAGACCUCAAGGCCGAGCUGGGGCAAAUCAAUGCGGCGUACUCGCUUCUCGAGAAUCGAUAUAUGCAUAGGAAUCCAACAUCCAAGCGCCUUCUUAGUCCUACCUCGAAUCCGACCUACUACGACGACCUAAUCGCGGAGCUAGAGCAAGCGCCGAAGAGGUCAUGGCUCGCUAGAAGAAUUGAGGGCUGGAAGCGAAUGAUCAGAUUUACAUGAUAAAAUAUGAAAACGCUCUAUGGGUAUCAUAUGGUCGGCUUUGUACGCUUUAAGAGGUGGUGUAUAACAUGUGCGGUGCGCAGGGCUCAAGAAGAGGCGUUUCGGAAGGUCGGAUGUCGUAAAGAUGGCUAUUUGGGAAGACUACGGAUGUACAAUAGAAGGGUACCUAAAAGAAGACAACAACUGUACAGUUAUACACUGUGAAAUGGACUAAAGAAGUCUGGUCGACUUGAAUGUGGUAAGAAAUUUGGACCGGGGCAGUCCAUGCGGUUGACACCCAAUAUAGGCACGUUGUUGACGUGACUUGUGCAUAAGGGCAUAGAAGAAAGGCGGGAAGAACAUCAGGAGGAAUACAUUUGGGAGGCAGUGCACGCAAUCUGAAUCCAUCUUAGCAUGUUUUUGACGUGGUUCGUGAACAGGGUUGGGGUAAGAGACUACGCUAGAAGUAACGACGAUCCA